Molecule: messenger RNA, 7132 nt
Organism: Mytilus trossulus (common blue mussel)
Lineage: Eukaryota; Metazoa; Mollusca; Bivalvia; Mytilida; Mytilidae
Exons: 16
Coding region: 1972-4689 (905 amino acids)
Source: RefSeq, a predicted model, not a curated record
AUACAAUACUUAUUAGCUUCUUGAAGAAGAAAAUUGUUAAUGUUGUUAGUCUUCUUCAAGCUAUAACAAAGUAUACUGUAUAGACCGCACAGUACGCUACGGUACAUUAUUAGCUUGAAUUAGAAAGAUGCACUUCGGUCCUAAACACGUUCGGAACGGUAACGUUAUGUAUCAGAGAGAGGCUGUACAUGCGACGCCAUAUUGGUUGACUGCUGAAGUUGAAAAGGUAAAAUGUUAUUUAGUUUAUCUGAUUUUAUCCACUGCUAUGUAGUCUUUGGUCGUUUGCCCUCCUUGUGAAAGUUGUAUGUGUCAGUCUAAUGUAACACGUUUUUACGUUUUAAGUGUGUUUCUGGCCUAUAUAUUGUAUAUUUUAAAGGCAAGGGCAAGACGGUAUGUACAAAUUUUAUGAAGCAUGCUUUUUUCUAGUCCAAAUAAUUAUGCCGUCUAGGAAGGCUAUUUUUGAUAUUGCUGUUAAACGUUGAAAAAGGAAAUAUAUCAAAAAGCCUUACUAAAACGACAUACUUACAAUGACAAAUUUGGACUAGCUUUUUAGUCCAAAUAAUUAUGACGUCUGGCAAGGUUUUUUUUUUCUGGGACGCCUUCCUUCGAAUAUAGCCUUACCAGACGUCAUAUUUAUUUUGACUUGGUUUUUUUUUCAAUACUAUAUUUUAAAAAGCAUUGAAUUAUACAAUAUUGUGCAAUAGUCAUUGAACAGUUAAAAGCUAAAUUGAAGCUCCCACAUCAGGCCCGUAGCCAGGAAUUUCAAAAGGGGGGUUCGUUUGACUCAAAAACUCGACUUUAACAGUCACAAUUCGAACAGAACAUUGACUUUAAUAGUGCUUAUUUGUUUUCAAGGGGGGGUAUGCACAUGGGGGAUAUCCCACAAAUGAGGGACUGUCCCCAGACUAGUCCAAAUAAUUAUGACAUCUUGAAAGCCUAUUAAUUUUUUUUUUUCAUUUGAGCUUGACGCCUUACAUGUAUGUUGCAGGAAGGCUUCUGAGCAAAAAUAUAGAAUAGCUUUCCUAGUUGUCAUAAUUAUUUGGACUACAUGUAUCCCCAGACAAUAAAACUUACCGCCAUUACUGGAUAUUACACAGGUUCCAGUUAAAUGUUAAAUUUUAAUGUAAUAAAACAAAAUAUUUGAUGCCACAAAAGUAAAGUGAUUGUUGUAUGUGUCAAAAGUUGAGGCAUCCUGGAUUAGCGAUAAAGGUGCAAUAUUCAUUUUGCUGUUGAAAAGAAAUAGAUCAUCUUUUGCAUUUUAUGCUUAAGCCAUUAAGUUUUAAGUCCAUACAAAUGUAAGUCUGUCCAUCCAUAUGACUCUAUGUCCUAAAGUUUCAAUACAAAUGUAAGUCUGUUCAUGGAUAUGACUCUACGUCCUAAAGUUGGUUUCCAUUCUUUAACAGACUAACUUCAGUUCGCCUCAAACAAAUACUAUGAAACUUCUAGUAUACACAAUGUUGAUUACCUCAAAACACAUAUAAUGCCUGGAGGUUAUGUCUGAGUUUUUGUUGGGUCACUAAUCGUUCUAGAGUUAUGCUCGUAUUAGAAAUGAAAAAAAAAUACUGAAUUUUUGGACUUACAUGAGUCAACUAACUCGUGAUGGCAUCCGUAAAAUUUACAAAUAGAUGAUUUCAACUUCACCAUUUGGAACUCGUGAUUUAAUAGCUUCCUUGUGGGCAACAACCCUCUCUUAAGCUGCAUCCAAUAAAGCAUUUUAUUGUGCAAUAAUUGUAAAAUCAUAAUUAGAUAUUGUGACUUUUUGUCCUUUGAAUUUUAUUGUUCUGCCAAUUUUAUAACUUUAUGUGACCUGAUAUUUUAUUGGACAUGUUGGUCUGAGCUAUAUACAUGUAUUCUUUCAUUAUUUUUUUCAGGAUUUAAUAUUAUUUUGGUGAAGACUUUUAUCAGAAGAAGCUACAUAUACAUGAAGAUGAAUAUCCUGAAGUGAUUUUUUUUAUCUUUUAAUAUCAAUAUAUGUCUCAUAGAUAUAUAAAGAAAAGAAAAUCACAGUUUACUUACAUUGUUCACAAAGAUGGAAAGAGUCAAAAGGUGACAAAAUCCUUUAAACGUGAAUCUGCAGGUGUCUCAACUGAUACUGACCAGAGAGGUGAAACUACAUGUACAGCAAAUAAUGAUUUAAGUAUUGAUGGUGUCCAAAUACGAGCACAGGAGGAUAAUGCCAGCAGUUGUUCUGCAAAAUUAGAAGAAGAACAUGUAUCUUCAUGUGACCAAAAAAAAUAUGAGAAGGCAAAGUACAAGAGACUGGAAAAUUGGGCAGAAGUGAGCAAGAAGCUGUAUAAGAAAGGUCUUCAAAAGCAAUUUUUAACUGGCUCUACCUGCAAACAGUGCAACAUUGAUACAACCGACCUUUAUAGAUGCAUUGAUUGCAUAAAUUACCAUGCUACCUGUCUGCCAUGUUUGAAAAACCGCCAUGAAUUCCCUCAUCUUCAUAUUUUUGAGAAGUGGAUGCAUGGUACAUUUAUUGGAUUUUCCUGUUCAACUCCCGUUUGGGAAGAUGGUAGUCAUCAGGAGUGUUCAACAUCUUACCAGAAGGACAUAGUUGUUGUUGAUGAUAAAGGUAGACAACACAUGAGGACUCUAGAGUUCUGUGCCUGUGAAGAUGAGGCUGUUACUUUAUUACAGUACGAUUUGUGGCCAUCUUCACCAAAGCAUCCACGUCUAGCCUUUCAUAUCGAUCUUUUAAGAUGGCUGAAUGGUCUAUUACUUGAGUGUCAGGUUUCAGCCAAAGGCUUCUGUGAAGCACUGAAGGCUAGACAACCUAAGCUGUAUAAGUUCCUUGUGACUAAGGAAGGAAAGGAAAUAUACAAACUGCUAAUUAAUGAAACCAUCCAUCAAUUUCGGCAGUUUUUGUAUUGUAUGGAUUAUCCAUCAGAUCCAACCCUUGAUAAUGGAUGUACCUGUCCAGCAUGCUUUCAGUGUGAGACCAAGAUCUUUUGUUUUGAUGCUGACUUUCAAUUGGUAAGAAAGACAUCAUCUGGUCAGCAAUGGUUGUCCCCAAAGCACCAAGAGCGGUUUUUUUUAGACCAGAAAGAGGUGGACAGCUUUAUGUGUACAUAUAACAACUCACCUGUUGAUAAUGACUGCAGUGAUUUUCAAGCCGGAAGCAACAUUAGAUCAAAAGCAAAGAAUAAAAAGCUUUCAGAGACAGCUGUGUUUGGAGCAACAUGUAGACACGAUUAUCCACAGAAGUUCUUUAGUCUAAAACAUGGAGAACGACUUGGAUAUGCAGUGUAUUUGAUGAAGUUGCUUCUCAGUGAGAACAAUGGACAGAAGAUGCAUGUCUCCUAUGAUAUAGCUUGCCUAUUGAAGAAGCAUUUGCAGAAAAAUGGUCAUGAAGAUAUUCUGAAGAAAGUAUCAUUUUCUAUACCAAUAUUCCACUGUUAUGGGCAUGGUGUUCCAUGUCAGAUUUUGUAUGGACCCAGAAGAACUAAAAAUCUUGGGUUGACAGAUGGAGAAGGGAUAGAGAGGCUUUGGUCAUAUCUUGGCAAGUUUUCAUCUAUAACUAAAGAGAUGUCCCCAGAAAACCGAACUGAUUUAUUGACAGAUGGCUUGAUUUAUUAUGGACAGAAGAUUAAAGACAAGUUAGGUGACACUCUUGUAUCAAAGUAUAAAAGAGCAUCAAAAUUAGAGGAGAACAGUAACACUUCAUUGCUAGAAAUGUUAUCUUCAUUUCCAGAUGGUGAAGCUGACAUGGACAUAGUUGAGGAAUGGGUGAAUGAAGAAAAGACAUCUAUCUUGUCCAGAUUGCAGAACAGUUCAAAUGAAUCUGAAUAUGUUCUUAGCAAGACAGAUAUUUAUGCUUUGGAUCUGCAGAAAUAUUAUAGAAUAAGAUGUGAUGGAAAUGAGGAAGAUCUCUCAAGGUUGGAAAAGAAGUUAUCUGCUUAUGAAAAUAAGAACAAGAUGAAAAGAAUUGAUAAAGACGGUGAGACUUUCAUAUCUUGUUUGAAAGUAGCAAAGACCAAGGAAAAGAAGCUAGCACUGACUACAAUUCGCCAGCAGGUUUCAGAGAAACAGUAUCUGUUGAAACUAAUAAGGAAAUAUGCAAAGGGGCAAGCAAUUUACCAUCGACUUUCGAAACAGCUUAAGUGUGUCAUUAAAAAAGAAAAGAAGUCAAUUGACGGAUACAACAAAAUAGGAGAGCCCUGUUUUAACAUGCCUCUGAUUAUUUGCUCUGAUGAUGUAAAUACUGUUGAGAGCGAGAUUUUCAAUUGCCUAGGACAGAAUGAAGGAAGCUCCAGGAUACCAUCAGUAUUGAAACAGGAAAUUGUCCAGUUGAAAUGCCUUGUCACCAGAUGUCAGGAAGAGAAAGAACUCCUGAAACAAGAAAUGUCCUCGACUUUGAAUUGGUACCAGGAUCAACUUGUGAAAUUAAGGAGAAGGUUGGGAGAGCUUGAUACUUCUGGGAGUUUCUCACAUCUUAUACGAGAAGGAAUGUACUUGGAAAUGUUAAUUACUCAUUUGAGUAAUCUUUUCCAAGAAUACAUUGGGGAUACAUUUACUCCUCUACCUUUAAUUUUAACAGAAAAUGUAAUGUCAGAUGACCACAAAAAAAUGUCUGAAAUGUUGGCUUACCUGGCAUCUGUUGAAGAUUUAUUAGUAGAUGGAGAUAGUGACAGUGAUAUAGAAAGUGACAGUGAAGAUGAGAGUGACUGUGAGACCGAAUUAGCUUAAAAAGUACAUUUUAAAUCCUUUUUUUUUGGUUUAUGAUAUAUAAUUAAAAAUUUGCUUUAUAAACUCAUAAUUUUCAACAGAUUUUUUGCUAAUUGAUUCAACAUAGCUGAUACCUAAUGUUCAAUAUGAGAAAGUUAUUUAACAUUUUGGUAUAAACUGAAGUAUCAAACGAUAAACUCAAGAAAAAAGGAAUUAGUUAUUUGUCUGUAAAUUAUUGUUUAAAUAAAGAAAUAUAUAAACUACAGUAUUUGUUAAAGAUGUCUAACUUUGAAAUUGAGAAUAAGCCUUUUAAGAAUUUAUUGGAAAAAACUUUAAAGAGUUUGUCAAAUUCAUGGUCACCGAUUUAACUCAAAUUCUCAUAUUUUUUUUAUAACAAUGUACUUCAUUUAUCAAAACUAUCAAAAAUUUUAAGUCAACACUUUACAGAGCAUAGGGUCAAUAAUGUGUAGUUUAAUUUUGUGAAUAUCUUAGUCAAGACUACAUCUAAUAAACUAUCAAGUUGACCUUAGAUGACCAUAUAAGCGAUGUUAACAUAAAUAUAGAUACAAAUAUAUUAAGCCAACUCUUUUUCUUAGAUUUUUAAAGGUCUGUUUAAUUUUAUUAUAUAGAUUAAAAAUAUAUUUUUCUUAUCAUUUUUACCUGUUUAAAAUAAAUGGUAGGUCAAAUCACUCAUCAAUUGAUUCACCUUUGUUUCACUUUCAAUGUUGACAUUCUUUUCCUUUUAAUAACCAGUACACAUACAAUGCAUGUGUUGUCUAUUACUAGUUUAGGGGUUAAAUUGAAGUUCUCAUGAAUAGAUUUAAUGAGGUGGAAAUUGCAAGUGAAUAAUUCAUAAUCAAUGUUAUUUAGCUUCAUUUGUCAAAAUUGACUCAUUUUAUACAGGUUUGAUCCUGUAUGAUCAUGUAUUUACAUUUUGAUAAAUAAAAAAAUCCAUAUGGACUAUUUUUUACCUGAUUAAAUCAAAUAUGUAAUGAAAAAUACAAUGUUAUGCGCUAAUUUUUGAGUAAAAUGAGGUUGAAAUUUUGUUUAUCUGCUCAAAAAUCAGAUUUGUGGCCGUAUUUUUGCUUUUAAAAGAAAGACAUAACAACUUGCUAUAUAUUUAUUAAAUUUAUAAAAAUAGUACUAUUUACAUUUUCAUGAAAAUAGGCAUUUUAAAACAGUGCAUGAACUUGUUUUCAAGUUAAAUAAGUUUGAAUGAUAAAAAUCUGUCAAAAAUUGAAUCUUUUCCCUACAAGUCAUAGUUUAACGUAGCGAAAUUAACAAUUUAUGUUAGCAACGUCAUUACCUCUCCUGUAAAUGUAUGGUACCCUUAAAACGAAUAAUUUUUUCAGUUCUAUUAUUGAUUGAACAAAAACAAAUCAUACUUAAGAUUUCUCAUCUAUCUCGUAGCUAAUGUCCCUUUAAAGAUAGAUCUUAUUUUUUUAGUCAUAAUGAUUGGCUUGUAUUCAGAUUAUGUUUUAACAAAAAAAAAGUUAUAUACUGUGGAUUCAUUAUUAUUCGUUUGAUACCAAUUUUCGUUGAUUUCGUGGGUAGAGGGGCACCACGAAUUAAAUUGUUCAACGAAUUAAGAAUUUUCUAUAGGAAUAUAUACAGAAUUUGUCAAAACCAUGAUAUCAAAUCUCCACGAAAAUGCAAGUUUUCCUCAAUCCACAAAAAUUGGUACCCAGGAAAAUAAAUGAAUCUCCAGUAUAAUUUCAAUUGAGUGAAAUACUGAAAUAACUUUUAGCUUCAUAUAUCAGAGAUUUGAAACUUAUUUUAUGAUUUGGUGGUAUCUUUACACUGGUGGCUUUAUUAUUAUUAAUUAAAAUCAAUAGAGAUGAGUCCUGUCAGUAUAGAAAGUCCCUGGUUGAUAGUUCUUAAUUGAUUCUUCUACAUUUGUACACUGUGAUGUUUAUUGCUGUAUUAUUUAUCAAAUAUAUAUAAAUUGUUAUAAAAUCUUGUACCCUUAACAGGCCCUGUGAUCUGGCAAAUUAAAAUAUUAUAUUCUAUUCUAUUCUUGUUACAAAAACUUUCACGAUUUAGAUUAUCAAUCACCAUUUAUUUGGCUUAUGUCCAAUGAAGAUAGUCACAUUUUUAAUCAAGUAAGCAAUUUAAUUAAUAAUUUAAAUGUUGUUCGAAAACAACUAUUAGAAACUUAAUGAGUUUAUAUAUUUUAUAUAUUUGUACAAAUUAAGAUAUUUGUAAAGCUUCUUUUUGUAAAUGUAGGAUCAUGAAAGCACCAGGGGAAAAAAACAGAAUAUUGAAUUUCAGUCUCCUAUAUUUUUUAGGAUCACUGUAUUUGUCAAAGUUGAAACAUGAUACAUUUUAUAAAUACACAUUAGUAUGUGUUUCUUGUCAUUUUCAAUUGUCUUUUCAUUGUAAUCAUUGAUUUAAUUGUAUUCAAAUAAUUGUUAUCAUUGUACCAAAUUUAACUUGUGAUUAUUCUGCCUGUUAUGGGCGUCUU